Molecule: messenger RNA, 288 nt
Organism: Perkinsus marinus ATCC 50983
Lineage: Eukaryota; Perkinsozoa; Perkinsida; Perkinsidae
Exons: 1
Coding region: 1-288 (95 amino acids)
Source: RefSeq, a predicted model, not a curated record
AUGACCACUGAAGGCCCUGACCAAGUAGAGGCCGAGAUGGACGGCUUCGGUGAAUAUGUUACUAAGAAGUGGCUAAUUGUGCAUUACACUUUCCUCGGCGAAUAUCAGAAUGGUUAUUCUGAUUGGGGUUAUGCGCAGGUUGGCUAUGGCCCAUCUAGUGAGUGGCUCCGUCACGCUGGCUUCCAGGACUUCCAAGCCACUCCAGAGCAGUCCACUGAACUGGAGCGUCAUUACAAGAAGACUCAGAAGAAGGCCGAUAAAAUCCGCGACUCGGCAUCGGAUGCGUGA